This is a messenger RNA of Penicillium antarcticum, 2424 nucleotides long. RefSeq lists its product as uncharacterized. Gene Ontology annotation, biological process: cleavage in ITS2 between 5.8S rRNA and LSU-rRNA of tricistronic rRNA transcript (SSU-rRNA, 5.8S rRNA, LSU-rRNA). The record is from RefSeq and is a predicted model, not a curated record. Gene Ontology annotation, molecular function: polynucleotide 5'-hydroxyl-kinase activity. Gene Ontology annotation, cellular component: nucleus. Bases 1 to 2424 code for a protein of 807 amino acids. NCBI's taxonomy places the organism in Eukaryota, Fungi, Ascomycota, Eurotiomycetes, Eurotiales, Aspergillaceae. The transcript has 4 exons.
AUGAAGCGCAAGGCUGAAAAACAGCAAGCGGGUGCUCCUCAGAGCGCCUUCGCUGCCUUCGCUGCGCGCAAAGCUCGCCAGCAACAAGCGCAGGAGCAAGUCGUACCAAAGGAGACUCCGCAAGCUGUAGCUGCAACCGAACCACCCUCGAAAAAGCCGCGACGAUCGCUCGAAGUAGCCGAGACCGAACAAAAUGGAGAGUAUCGCCCGCGAACAAGGACCGCAAAGAAGCAGAAUGAGCCUUUGCCUGCAGAAAAGUCGCCAGAGAAGCCGACAAGAGUCACUCGAUCUCAUAUGUCUGAGGUCCAACCAGAGCCGGAGAAUGCCUCAGAGCAAUCAGAUGCUGAGUCCGAGCAAGAGGAAGUCGCAAAUGUGGAUGAAAUGGAUGAGGACGAAGUCGCGUCUGUAGCAGGUGAUGCCGAUGGCUAUGAAUCACCUGCGGAAACCACGACAGAGCUCCAAAACUUCCCUCUGUCAAAGGCUCGUUUGAACAAGAGCAACAUCGUCUACAGUGACGGUAACACUCUUUGUAUCCGUAUCAAGGAGAGAACAAAUCUGGCAUUGAUUGGUCAAUAUGAUCUUUGGGUUAAAAGAGGCGUUGUCAGUCUGAUGGGCGCGAAAUUGCACCCUUCCGCAGAAGUGCAUAGAGUUUAUGCUCCCUCAACACACUCAUUGCCGGUUAUCAAAUGCGUGUCUGGUCCUGAUGGUGAAGCUGAGGUCGAAAUCAAGUCAUGCAGCAGCGGCAUUGCCCAUCUCCGGGACCUUUCCCCUCUAUAUCAAAAGAUCUGGGCUGGUCAAAACACGGCUGCAGACAAAAUAACUUUGAAGGGCGUUACGAAAAACUCCAAGCGAACCUUCUCAGUUCUGUACACAUCGUCAGAUGAUACUUUGAACAGACAUCUUCGACCCCUUCACCUCGACAAGAAGUGGAGUGCGUCGAUGAAAGCCCUUUCACAGCGCCAAAGCAGACUUCGUGUUUUGGUAUGUGGUCCCAAGGCGUCUGGGAAAUCUACUUUCAGUCGCUACUUGUUAAACCAUGUUCUCAGCGCCGCGCCUGAGGUCGAGACCGGAUACACGAAUACGGACGGUGUUGCUUUCCUGGAUCUAGAUCCAGGUCAGCCUGAAUUUGCGCCCAUGGGCCAAGUCUACCUUGCGCGCUUGUGCUGCCCAUUCUUUGGCCCGCCUUUCACCCACCCUUCGCUGGACGAGUCCCGCGACGGUGAAAUGGUGCGAGCGCAUCAUAUCGGAGCAACAUCACCCAAGGAAGACCCAGACCACUAUGCCAUGGCGGUCAUGGAUCUGAUGGAUCAAUAUCGCUCAUUGUUGGACAAGUAUCCUCGGUGCCCUCUGAUUAUCAACUAUCCUGGUUGGAUAUUUGGUCAAGGAUUAGAGGUUGCAACAUGGUUGGUAAGAUCACUUGGUCUUUCCGACGUGGUUUACAUGAGCGAAAAGGGCCCAUCAGAGGUCGUGGAUCCUUUGUCUCUGGCAGCCCGUGAAGCCCGCGUCCCCUUGACCAUCCUUCCUUCGCAACCGACCGACUUUGUGAGCCGUUCAAGCGCUCAACUGCGCGCCAUGCAAAUUCAAUCAUACUUCCACAUGUCUCAACCGUCUGAUCUCAGCACUCCAUUAUGGACGAAUGGUCCUCUCUCUCGUUCCAGACCCAUCACCGUGGACUACGCUGGCGCACGGCAAGGAAUCAUGGGUAUCAUGGUUAUGGGGUCUCAGAUCAACCCUGAUCUCUUGCAAGAAACUCUCGAAGGGGCCAUUGUAGGCAUUGUGGCAGUGGAAUCGCCGAGUGCCCUCACAGGUGAGAUGGCAGGCCCCGAGGCCUUGAAUGACUCAGACAUGGACAUGGAUGAAGAGACCCCAGGUUUGAUUGAGUCAAUCCAGGCUGCUGCAUCCGAAAGCGUUGUACGAACACGCGAAGGUCUUCCCUAUCUUUUCGUUGGGUCCGGCAGUUGCAUUCCUUUGGAUCCAAGAUCUUCGCAUUGUCUCGGUCUGGCUUUAGUCCGCUCGAUCAAUACCUCUGCGCAUAAGCUUGAACUCUCUACUCCUAUUCCUUCUUCCCUUCUUGAAAACUCUAUCCAAAAGGGCCACGGCCUUGUGCUGGUUCGUGGUCAGGUUGAUAACCCCAAUUGGGCUAUCAGUGAAGAAUACUAUGCUGCUCGUGCAGCAGAACGUCGCUACCAACGGUCAACAUCCCGGUCGCACAAAUCUGGAGACUCUGCUACUGACGGUGAUCCUGAGCAUAACCGAACCCUUGCGCUCCUGCGUGAGAGGAUACGGAGAGCUAGCAACGUACCCUGGAUGACCGUUGUAGAAGACAAUAGUCGUCACCGACGUGAAGCUGCUGCGCGUGAAAAGUCAUUAUGGAAGUUGAGGAAGAAGGCAUACCCCGGCAGUGACAGCGAGCCAGAGUGGUAG